Molecule: messenger RNA, 3167 nt
Organism: Rhipicephalus microplus (southern cattle tick)
Lineage: Eukaryota; Metazoa; Arthropoda; Arachnida; Ixodida; Ixodidae
Biological process (GO): embryo development; regulation of transcription by RNA polymerase II
Cellular component (GO): nucleus
Molecular function (GO): RNA polymerase II transcription regulatory region sequence-specific DNA binding; DNA-binding transcription factor activity, RNA polymerase II-specific
Source: RefSeq, a predicted model, not a curated record
GUCGUGGUCCAACAACCCAGAAGCACGGAGAAAGGGAAGUGCACAGAAGAGACUAUUCUAGUACACUGUACCUACCAGAAGCCCUGCCUACGUGCCGAGCUUAUUUCUUAGUGUGCAGAAAUCCACCUACUGCAAACAGUUGGUACUCGCACGAAGAACAGUUAUGUAGGCGACUGUCUUCAACCACUGGAGCGUUGUCACGAUGACAACACCUGCUUCUGGCAAAGGCAUUCCUGACCUGGCCUCAACCUCAACUAGAAAAGUCUUGCAAGAACAAGAUGUAAUAGGCGCAAUGAACGUUGACAUCAAGGUAGAGCGGAGCAGCCCUCCAACUUUACCACCUCCAUGGUUGAUAUGUGUAGGCAUCAAGGAAGAGCCAGUUAUCCCUCCAACCACGGAAUCUCUGGACGUCAAUGUUGACAUUAAAGUCGAACAGAGUAGCCCUCCAACUACGCCACUUCCCGACAUGAGUGUCGACGUCAAGGUAGAGCCGAGGAGCCCUACAGCUACACCACCUCCAGGUCCAAUAGACAUGGAUAGACAAGGACCAGCUGAACCUCAAGACCUAGUGCCAGCGGUUGUCCCUCCAACAACGUCAACAUACAGCACUGAAACUACUGGAGAUGCAGCUGUUAUUGAUAGUGACAAAAGACCAUUGGGAGGUGCUGAAGAAUCAUCACAGAAAAUGUCCAAAAGGAGUGUCUGCAACAAGUACAAAAGUAACAUGCCUGGGCAUUGCACCUCGAGCAAAGAAUGUACGACAAAGCAUCAGACUGUUCACAUGGAGGAGAAUUGCUAUGCCUGUGCAGUCUGCGGAAAGGACUUUGCUCAUAAAAUGGGCCUUAUCCAACAUCAGCGUCUCCACGCAGGCGAGAAGCCCUUCGCUUGCACUGUCUGUGGCCAGAAGUUUACACAGAAAGCUCGUCUCACUAGGCAUGGAGCAGUGCACAUGGAUGAAAAGCCAUACCUCUGCACAGACUGUGGUCACAGGUUCGCUCACAAAAGCAGUCUAAUAAAACAUCAAGUCACCCACAAGGAAAAAAAUCCCUACCCUUGUCUCGUCUGCAGCAAGCAGUUCACCCAGCUGUCAAGUCUCACUAGGCACAUGGUUGUUCACACUGAUAAGGAAUUGCACUGCUGCUCGGAAUGUGGUCGCAGGUUUGCUUACAAGAGUGAUCUCCUUGCACACGAAAUAAUCCACAAGGAAAAGAAGCCCUAUGUGUGCCUCAUCUGUGGCCGGCAGUUUGCACGGCGAUUCACUUUCAGUCUGCACAAGGCUGUCCAUGCAGAUCAGAAACCACACUCUUGCUCAGUCUGUGGUCACGGGUUUGUUUACAAAAGUAGCCUUGCAAAGCACAUGUUCGUUCACAAGGAAGAGAAACCAUACGCUUGUCUCGUCUGCAACCGACAGUUCACCGAGAAGUCAAGUCUCACUAGGCACAUGGUUGUUCACAAGAAAAAGAAACCAUCAUACACUUGUCUCACCUGCAACAAGCAGUUCAACCAACAGUCAAGACUCACUAGGCACAUGGUUCUUCACACGGAUAAGGAAUUGUACUGCUGCUCAGAUUGUGGUCGCAGGUUUGCUUACAAGAGUGAACUCCUAGCACAUGAAAUAAUCCACAAGGAGAAGCCCUACACUUGCUCCAUCUGUGGCCGGCAGUUUGCUCGGCUAGUAAAUUUCAAUUUGCACAAGGCUAUCCAUGCAGAUAAAGAACCGUACUCCUGCUCAGUCUGUGGUCGCAGGUUUACAUACAGGAGUAGUCUAAGGAUGCACGAGUUCAUUCACAAGGAAGAGAAACCAUACGCUUGCCUUGUUUGCGGUUUGAAGUUUGUCCACAAUGCAAGUUUCAUUCGGCACAAGAGUAAGCAUACGGGUUUGGUGGAAUAUGCAUGUAGUGUGUGCCCAUCCAAAUUCUUCGCGAAGGCAUCACUGGACAGACACAAGAAGCUGCAUGCAGCUGGAGUGCAGUUGUUCCACUGCACAGAGUGUAGCUGGGCUUUUCUUGAAAAAACAGCACUGGAGAAGCACUUGAAGGGGCAUAAGACGGACAAGCCAUACCUGUGCCACCUUUGUCCAUCAAGAUUCACUAAGAGAUGUAAUCUCAAAGCUCAUGUGAAAAGACACACUGGUAAAAAGCUGUACGAGUGUCCCAUUUGCCAGAGACAACAUUCUAGGCCUUCAUACCUCAAGGAGCACAUGCGCCGAAUGCACCCUGGAGAAAACGUAUUGGUGAGCCCUCAGACCAGCCAGCCUCCAGAACAUGCUGAUACAGCUGAAGAAGGAGCGGCUGAGGCAGCACCUAGCAGUAGCAGCAGUGAAACUUAAAGCGACACCACGGAUUUGGGGAACAUGCCUACAUGAAUGAAGGACCCUGUGAAGGAGCACUUCACAAGAGCCCCUGUGUCAUGUCAUGGACAGACAGCACUGAAACUUGCGUUACCAUGCUUUUGAGACAUUGCAUUGCCAUUACCAGUCCAAAACCACGGACCUGUACUUUAUGGAUUUUUUUUAUGUUAUGCUUAAAUAUUUGUCUUAUGAACAUGACGCUACAGUAUUAUAACUACCCCUCUAUGUAAUGUCCAUGUGGCCCUUAGAGUUCCUGAAAUAAAUAAAUUUCAACCAUAUGGUGUCUUUAACAUCACCAGUACAUGGCACUAAAAGAUUUUGCCUCUACCGAAAUGUGACACCGCGACUAGAAUUUAACCUGCUCCAAAUAGGUCAACACACGAACACCACUGAUCCAUUGUGGCGGAUGAGAGAACGCUUACUAACUGACUGAGAAUUGAUUGCACUUUUCAGGCUAUGUGCUCUGCUGUAAUGUUCACUCGCAAUUUCCCAGAUGCCCCGACCACAAAUAAACAUCGUUUUCUGACCACGUUGAAAUAGUGUUGCGGCCCUCUUUAAAGGAGCCCUCUAACACUUGUGAUGACCUCAUUGCUUUACAUGUUCUUUUAGCUGGUUGUAUAUACUGAAUGCUUAAGAGAUAAGUGCCGCAAGAACGACAGCAAUAGGGGCACGCAGUUCAAAGUUAUUCAGCGUAGAGAUAUCAAUAUACAAUGAAAUGGAUGCUAACCCUCAAUUAGAUUUUUGCAGGCUCAUCUGACUGUGUUUUCCUCACCCUGUGAAGUCGAAAGGCUGCCAAUAAAAUGAAUUGAAAGCCCCA